Molecule: messenger RNA, 6841 nt
Organism: Amoebophrya sp. A120
Lineage: Eukaryota; Dinophyceae; Syndiniales; Amoebophryaceae
Source: the annotation of a GenBank genome assembly
AGGGUCUUGAAGUUUCCUCCUUUACUAAACCAAAUUGGCUUUGUUUGUACCAAAAAAGUGCUACGGGACACCAACUGUUUCACUGUAUGAUGAAAUUCAAAUGAAACUAUAACCAACAAAGAAAUGUAAACGCCCGUGACGGGUCCUCUGCCCCGCGCACCACCCCCUCAGGACGUGCAGAGAAAUCUGCCGGGCGGUGAUUGAUUCCGAGAAGCCCCACACAAGCCAAACGAAACCGAUCGGGGAACAGAAUGUUGUUUUUUUGCAACUUUCUGGCAAGCUUGAACUGAAGAACCUUUUCUUCGAACAUGACGCUGAUAGCUCGAACCGGCACUGGGUGAGUGCCAGUACGCGUCGCCGUCGCACCUAACUAAGAUUUGCUGCAUAGGAAACGGAGUGAGAAGGCACUAGGCAACUGCCUACUACCGACAACCGCUGCGUUUCCCGCUGACCUUGGGGAUCAUUUUUCUCAUCGCGCAACGGCAACAGAGCUGUGCGAGUGCGUGUAACAUCAGCGUGGUCAAGCGUUCUUACACCUAGGUCGUCAGAAGUUCUUGUGCCAGCAGCUCCACCCUACUCGGGGAGCCAGCCGCGCAGCCAUGUCAGGCUUCGCGGACGUGCUGGAGCGCGACGAUGACGCGCGGAAGGACAUGAUGGCGGAAUUCAACCCCGGUAAGUACCGGGGGCUGAUCAAGCACAUUGGCAUGAUCAAGGACAACAUCAGUGCGGACAAGGCCUUGUACGAGAAAAACGAGGAGAAGCUGAAACAGCAAAUUGAAAAGCAGGAAACCGUCGCCAAGGUGGUCCAGAAGCAGCUCUCGACCCAGAUCGAGAUCACCAAUCGCGGGUACGCUUCCCUCCUGCAGCAAAUGCAGGGGAAAACUGAGGAGUGCAAAAACCUGGAAGAAAAAGUACGCCUUCUCACCUCGGAAAUGGACCUGAAAGUCAGGGAAGCCGCCGUGGAACUGAAAAAACACAUGGUAAUUAAGGACAGAGAUACUCACAUACAUGGUCCUGUUUUCUGGUUGUUGUGGUCUUUUUUCCAUGAAGCACAUGACACUGCAAGCUCCUUGAACAGGUGCUGGAUCAUCGAGGUAGGUUGGUCCUUGAUUCGCAAGAACUUCUACACGCAGAAGGAACCGAAGUAUCAAUUUAGAGGUGCCCAUCGUGCCUACAUCAAAACAUAACAAAUCAGGUCGACAGCAAGCAGAAGAUCACCGAGAAGGAGCUGGACAUUAGGAAUCUGCAACGCAGCGUGGAAGACUUGAAGCGCGCCAUGAAGGUGACGGAACAGGAGUACGAGAAGCGCAUCAAGGACGUGGAAUUCGUCGUGGAAAAGAAGGAGGAGGGGCUGCAGAAGCUGAUCGAGGAAAACACCGACCUGGACGCGCUGGUGGCCUCCGAGCGGGCGCGAAUCACCGGCAUCCAGGAUGACGCGGACAAGCGCGUCUUGGAGUUUGAGGAGCGAACCAAGGUCGUGCAGUUUUCCUACAAGGAAAAGUGCGAGGAGGUGGAGAGACUGGAGAAAAUCAUCAAGGAGCGCGACGAGGAAAUCAAGGGGAUCCUGAUAUGCAGUGCAAAAGCAUCGUACUAGUAUAAAUUGCAUAUUUGUAAUGCGGAUUUCCUUUAGGGAAAAGAUUUGUAAUGCAUAAAGGCAAUUAGUACGAGUACGAUACUUUUGCACAGCAUACCUGAACCGCGACGUCGAUUUCGACCCCGAAAAGGACAAAAAUGAAGCGCUGGCGAAGCAGAAGCAGGAGUUUGACGACCUGCUGGAGCACAAGGAAACCGGGUACCGACAGCUGAUCAAGGACUUCUCGACCAUGGAACAGAAGAAGACCGAGGAGCUGGAGCUGAUCAAGGAAACGACGACGAAAAUACGGAAGCAGCUGGAGGAGGAGAUGAAGCUGACCCGGCUGGAACUGAUCACCAAACAGACGCUGCUCGAGGAAAAGAUAAAGGAAGGCGCGGAGGAGCGGGAAUACUGGCUCGAGAAGUACGAGAAGCUGGAAAAGAUGGAGCAGGAAAACCGCGAGGGCUUCAAGCAAAAGAUACGCGCCCUGGAGGAGGAGAGGGACAUCGCCGUGGACGCCAUGAGCAAACUCAAGGAAAUCACGGACAGCGUGCAGCAGCGCGAGGCCGCUCGGAAAGAAGAAAAGUCCGGAGAAGUCGCGGCGCUCACGCACAAAAUUAGGCGGCUAGAGCAGCUGAUCAAGGACGCGAACAUCCAGACCGAGGAGGCUAUGGGGUUCUCAAGCGUUACAUUCGCAACUGUUACAUGAUUUGUCAUGCAAAAAGACUAUCACUCGGACUCUUUCCACGACCAAGGCUUCUUCGCAUGACAACUUCUCGACGCGCUAAAUAGCACUAGAAUCCGUCCCUCCAAGUCUGUAAUUAAAUGUACUCGGAACAGCUUACAUCUCACAAGUAGAAGUGCAUUUUUGUGCACUGUUUGUGCACGUUGUGAGUAUUUUCAGGUCUUCUCGAAAAAAACUGUAAUGCAGAAGGCGCAAGCUUCCUCCUUUCACUUUUGGCAUUCUUGCAAGACAAAUUCAUGUAACAGCUGAGAAUGUAACGCUUAAGAGCUCCAUAGAGGCGAUCAAAAAGAAAGAUUUGGAGAUGCAAGUCUACAUGGGACAAAUCGCAAAACUCCAAGAGCAGAUAACCGCCUGCAAGAAAAGGUACUGAUGUGCUGGUGUUUGGAUUUCUUUUUCACAACAAAGAUCAAUUUCUAUUUCAUUGCUGUAGUUUCAAAGAACUCGACGCUUCUUGCCUCGACUGCUAUCUUCUGCUGGAGUGGAGCAUCAUUUAUCGAUCUUGGGCUUUACUUUUAUGCAUUUUCUCAUCUCUAACCUCUACUUGACCAGGGAGCGCGACGUGGACUUCCUCUGGGAGGAGCGAAUGCGCGAGAAGGAGAUCGGGCACGAGCGGAUUCUGCGUGAGCUGGAGGAAUUGAAGGAGGAGUUUGUGUUUGCUGAAGAGAAGGUGGAAGCCGCCCGGCUGAAGCAGGAAGCCGCACAGAAGAAGGUCCGCCUGAUUGAGGCCCAGUAUGAGAUCGUCAUUAAGGAAAAGGACAAGGAGAUCGCCAGCCUGAAAGUAGUGAUCGAAGAGCUGAAGGAGGAGGUGCAGCGGGAGAUCAAGAAGCAGUACGAAAUCGAGGAGCUGUGGAUGAAAAAGCUGAAGGAAGCGGAGGAACGCGAGCGACAGGCGUUGGAAGUGAAAGACGAGCAGAUCGCGGAGUUGAAAGCUUUGCAGAAAAAGCUCGAAAAGACGAUCCAGAACCGCAUAUCCGAAAUCAACGAAUUGCGCGAAGAGCUGGACGAUCUGGGGCGGGAGAUGGAAGAGGAAAUCCAAACCCGCGACCGCAUCAUCGAGGGCUUGCGCGGCGAAAUCACGUCACUGAAAGAAAUGUACGAAGAAAUGAUAGCAGAACUGAGGGCACAGUACGACAAGCUGAAGAAGACCUACGAUUUGGAGGUGAAAUUUGUUUUGACAUGCUAGUAUGCGCUGAAGCUGAUUUGCUUGUUUGAUUUUCCAUGGCUUCAAGAUAUUCGACUUUUGUGUGAAACUAAAAUCAAAGUGGUCGGGUUUCUUGCUCCUGCAACCACAACAAACUAUCUGCCCCAACCCCAAAUGUUCAGGUCGGCGAAGGCGGUGUCCAGGAGCAGAAGCAGAAGGCCGAGCGUUUGGAGAAGGACAUGGCCGCAUUGCGCGAGGUCGUGGACCAGUUGAAACAAAAAAUCGUCGAGCUGAAAGCCAUAUCCUGUGCAAAAGUAUCGUACUCGUAGUAAUUGCAGUCGUGCAUUACAAAUCUUUUUCUUCAGGUAAAUCCGCAUUACAAAUUCCAUUUCUAAUGCUGAGGAAAUUUGUACUUGUACUUAUUGCAAUUUAUACUAGUGCGAUACUUUUGCAGUUCAUAAGCCAUUAUCCGCGAGAAGGACUUGGAACAGGAAGAGCUGCAAAAGGAAACCAUGGACUUGCUUUUCAUCAAGGAAACGGCGUACAAAAAACUUGCUGCGGAGUGCGCGGACCUCAAGGAGGAAUUGGAAAAAUGGGAGUACAAGCAGAAGGAAGUGGAAGCAAAGGCCCAGAAAGACGCGUUCAAGAUGAAAAAGUUCUACGACCGGCAGCUCGCUGCGAAGGAUGUGAUCAUAAAAGAAAAGGAAGACAUCAUCGAGAAAAACAAAGAAUGGGUACUGACUUCUGCUGUUUUCUUUUCUGUACAAAAAACAUAGUUUUUUGAUCGGACAAGUAGUAGAACGUGAGGACAAGUUAUUUGCUUUUGUUCUUUCUUCAAUGAUACCGAGUACUUAGUUCCGAUGGCGACAUUGAUUUGUUCUGCUGUUCUCACCGUACAAAGUGAGCCGUCUGGUGUCUGCGCGCUUUGCAUUUAACCACGUUAAAACGACUAAAGCUCGUCGAAAUCGACCACUGGAAGAAGGAGAACGAAAAACGGCGCGACGAGUACGCCGACCUGCAGCGGGAGAUGGAACGAAAGAUCAGCGAGAAGGAGAAGGGUAUGCAGUACCUGGUGGACGAGGUGUCCGAACUGAAGGACAAGCUGGCCAACUUAGAGCGCACCUACGAGGAGCGAAUCGCCGCGCGGGAGAAGGAGGUCCAUAUCAAAGUGAAAAAAGCCCCCACCCCAUAUCGGAAACGGAAGACGCGCGAAUUUGUGACGCUGUAUUUGAGUACACAAAUCGACUUGUAUUGCUAGAAGGCCAAGAGACGAAGCUGCGGCCUAAAUUGCAGGCAAUCUGUCAUGCUGUUUCCCACUUCCAGUUGCCUCCUGUCAUCCUGGAGCUGCAAGGCUUUCCCACGCUAGACAGCACUACAGUCCGCAUCUUUUGCCUUGUACCAUCACAAAGCUGAUUUGUGACUACAAAUCUGCAUCACAGAUUUCCGUUUUGAUAUGGGGAGGGGGCAUUUUUGAUUGUAAUAGUCCAGCACGAGCACUUCCUGAAGGACGAGGAAUACAAGAAGCUGGAGCGCGACACCCAGCAGAUAUCAAAUGUAAAAAUGUCUGGGUCUGGAAGAUUUGGGGAGUUUGUCAUGCACAUUUUGCAUGAGCCAUGAUGUCUGUGAUGCAUGCCCUAGCAUCACAGAUUUUUUGAGGCCUUCUUGAUCAGAUACCCUCUCCGCGUAGCAUGUGUUGCCUUCCCUUUGCUGCUCAUGCAAUACAGAUUUCUUUGGAUUCCAAGCGCAGCAUCACAAGUUACAUUCUUCCAGACCCAGACAUUUUUACAGUUGAUAGCAGAUGGCCCGCGACAACAACCAAUUGAAACUCGACCUAGCCGCGGCCAUCGCCGACGGCCAGAGAAUAGACCCGGAAAAAGUGCGCCUAGCCAAGCUCGCAGAGGACAACGCGGUCACAAUCGCGGAAGGGCAGCGAGCAAUAGACGUCAUGGUGGUAGAGAACGAAGAACAAAGAAAACGCGCACGGGAAAUGGAAGAGCAGUGCGCACGAGACGUAUUAUUUGAGUGGCUUGCGUGUUUCUUUGUGUUUUCUGUAAGUUUAUUCUUCAAAUGCGGCUACUUCGUUCUCGUAGAUGCUUACGUUUACUGUAAGCCCUCGGUACAUCAUGUUAUCGGCACGGCAACAAUGAAAACAGAUCAAGCGCGCGAAGAAAGCGGAGGAGACGGAGAUCAAGCGGCGCGAGCACGCGGAGCGGGAGAUGAAGUUGGUGAAGGAGAUGUGCGAGGAGCAAAUGGUUCGCGCCGAGGAGAUCUGCAAGCAGAUCGAGGCCCGGUACCGCGCACUGCCGAACCCCUUCCAGGACGAGGUGGUCGAGGUCCGCGAGCGCGUCGAGCAGCAGAAGGCGGGCAUCGAGAACCUGCGGCUGGAGAACGACGUGCUCGUCCGCGAGCUGCAGCAGACCAAGAAGAAAUCCGAGGAGGACAAAUUGGAGUUGGAAAAGAAGCUGGUCUACGCCACCACCGUCCUGAACGAGGUCUCGUCGCUCGGCGCCAUCCGGGGCCUCGCCGGCAUAGAGGAGGGCGCAGCUGGCGCUGACCUCGAUGGCGACGGGCUCCUCGGGGACGGCAAGAAGAAAUCGCCGCGGAGCCCCAAAGCGAUCAAGCCACUGCUGAAAGAGAGCUGGAGCGGGCUGAACGGGGACGACAAGAAAAAGAAGAAGGACAAAAAAACCGAAAAGAAGGUCUCCGUCAUGCCCACCGUGCAGGAAGGAGAAAACGAAAGCGAGGCCAGUUCAAUGAAGAAGAAGUGAACGGGGCCUUGCUGAGUCUGAGCCCUCGGUCCUUUCAACGCUUCAUUUUUUUGAAGAGCUCUGCCGGAAGUUCCAGAACCAGCUCGGAGCUGGUCGAGCAGGCUUCUCGUCUUCUAUGUCGUUCUUGCUUCGACAGCGCUAGUUCCAUGUACUUCGCCAUUUUUACUCCGUAUGUACCUGUUCUCUAGUCACACCUAGUUUCUCGUCCCGCAACCCCUGUACAUAAUUCACGAACGCUGCGCUCGCCGUUUCCCCGCCGUGCGUUCCCCGCACCUCCAAAUCUGUCCAACGAGAAUAAAGGUGUCGACGAACUCACCAUCCCCGGUGAUACAUGUUGCGAAGCGUCUGCUUGCAGCGAAAAACCUUUCCGUUUCAACUGGUUAAUAACUUAUGUUGCGUUUCAACGAUUUCAAAUUCAAUAAACACUUCAAUGCUCUUAUGCAAGAUGAAGAACCCAUCUCGAGCAUACAGUUUGAUUGGUGAUCUUUACAAAUUUUCGCGCGCGCCGCGUUGGAGUCGGAAAACAAGAUGAAGGAUUUAAGAGGACGAAGAGGAAAACGCCUCUCGAUUUCGGUCGUGGGGACGGAAGCCGACAAUUCUUGGCAACACGAGCC